Molecule: messenger RNA, 3978 nt
Organism: Lachancea sp. 'fantastica'
Lineage: Eukaryota; Fungi; Ascomycota; Saccharomycetes; Saccharomycetales; Saccharomycetaceae
Source: the annotation of a GenBank genome assembly
AUGGCACAGGUAACGUUUCGAGUUCCGCUUUCUUCGCAGGAACAAGAAGCAUUCAAAAAUGAGUUCAAGAAAUUGGAUCCCGAAGAUCUUGGCAUUGUCACAGGAGAAGCUGUAAAGCCAUUGUUCAGUCAAUCGGGACUCAGUGCUCAAGUUCUAUCACAGAUCUGGGCUCUCUGUGAUAACGGCAACCAAGGAUUUUUGAAUUUUGACCAAUUUAGCGCAGCAUUGCGACUCAUAAGCCAUGUACAAGCAAAUCCGUCUGUAGUGGUGUCUCCAGAGCUGUACCAAACGCCUGCUCCUAAAAUUUCAGCCGUCUCAGCUCCUGCAGUGAACAACCAGUCAAACCUGUCAGCUGCCAGCACUGGCACGCCCAACCUUGGCAGCAACAAUAUUCCUGCGGUAUCUCCGUACGACGUCUCUAAAUUCUCCCAGCUUUUCGAUCGGUCUACUGAUGGGGCACCAAGUUUGCCCGGUGACAAAGCCAGGGAAAUCUUUUUGAAGGCCAAAUUGCCCACUCCCACGCUUGGCGUGAUCUGGAAUUUGUGUGACAGAAACGAUUCCGGAACGCUGGACAAGUCUGAAUUUAUCAUGGCCAUGCAUCUUAUUCAACUCGCAAUGACUAACAAUCCGGCCGUAGCUUCACUUCCUGACGUGCUUCCAAAUCAUUUGUGGGGUUCGAUCAACGUACCCGCGGCGUCAAGACCCGAGGUGAGUGCCAACUCCACUGGAUUUUCGGUAAAUUCGCCAGUUUCGAGGCAACCUUCGCUCAACAGAGUAUCUUCCAGCACAUUCUCAAACGCUGCAUCCGACUGGACCCUUUCUUUUGACAAAAAACAGCAGUUUGAUGUCAUUUUUGACUCAUUGGAUAAAAAUAAAGCUGGCACUUUAGGAUCGCAAGUUUUGGUGCCCUUCUUUUUGUCUUCAAGAUUAAGCCAAGACAUUUUGGCCACAGUUUGGGAUCUCGCUGAUAUUCAUAAUAAUGCCGAAUUUUCCAAAAUGGAGUUUGCAAUUGCAAUGUUUUUGAUACAAAAGAAGAAAAGUGGCAUCAAUCUACCCGAUGUUGUUCCCGAUCAAUUGUUGCAAUCACCCGCUUUGGGACUCUACACUCAACAGCCCAGCCAGCACCAACAACAACAACAAGGUCCCUUGCCAUCUAUCCCAUCCAGGGAUACCAAACCGUCUUUUUCAGAUUCGACCCAGCCUCCUGCAGAAAGAAGUCAAAGUGCUUUAGGGGACUUGCUCACAUUGAAUGAGUCCUUUUCGUCGCCAAGAAAUUUAGGGACACGCGUUGCCUCAGAUGCCACUGUACAAUCUACCACAUCAUCUGUCCAGUCCCCUUCGCGCUCAGAAACAGGACCCGGUACUAGAAGAUUUCAACCUUCUUCAAGUUUUGGUCGGACUAUUAUACAGGAGGAGUCGUCUCCAGCCGCACUUGAUUCACAGUCGGACUCGAAAGGUCACAACUCAUACUUCAAUUCCGCGCCUGUCAGCAAUAUCCAGGGCCAAGCUCCGCAACAGCCAUACGUGCAAUUGCAGCAACAAGGCGCCUAUCAGAACCAGCAAUAUCAGGCCCCUCCUCAAGAGACCCAACUCUCCCAAACGCGUGCGGCUGCAUCUGCUCCAUACUCAGAGAGUACUUCACACACCGUACAAUCCCCCGUCACUCAAGCACCUCCACAACAGACUUCACGGUCAUCUUCAUUACCCAGCGUUCCUAACUUCUCAUCUCCGCCGCUUCAGCAAAGGUCUCAACAAGUGAGCACUGCAGUCGAGCCCGAAACGUCUAUGCAGCUUUCACAGGCUACUACAGAGCUGGCGAAUUUAUCCAAUCAAGUCGGUUCACUAACUAACCAAGCUACGCUGGUUAAUGAAAGAAAAGCAAAGGCCCAACAGGAGUUGAAACGUAUGAACGAUUUGAAAGCUUCGAUUCAAUCAAAGAUGGUAAACCUACGUGCCUCAUACGAUCAGGAAUUGAAAGAGACAGAACAAACAGAGUCCCAGCUUGCCCAAUCACGGUCGGAGGUUGAAGAGUUACAGAGGCAACUUUCGGUCGCAGAAGCAAACCAUCACGCUGUACAAGGCUCUCUUUCCGAACUACAACGCCAACUUCAAGAAUCCCAGCAAAGCAAUGCUCAAUUGAAAGAGAAAAUAGGCAAUUUGAAUUCUCAGGCGUCCUCCCUACAAGUUGACUUGAACGAGAAACAACAGAAGGUUAAACAGGAGAGAUCCAUGGUCGAUGUAAAUAGCAAGCAAUUGGACCUAAGCGAUAUGACCGUUCAAAAUUUGAAGUCAGAGAUUGAAGGACUUGAGCAGCAUAUUUCCGUUUUCCUUCAAAAGCACAAAGAAUUAAACGAUUACAGCUCAACACUAGAAACUCAACACGGCGAGUUGAACUCUCGGCAUCAACAAUUGGAAUCAAGACAUGCGGAUUUAAGUCGGCGGGACAAGGAAUUACAAGAAAGAAACCAAGAAAUUGAAAACCAAGAACAAAUUUAUCACCAAGAAAUUGCCAAACUUCAAAGUAUGUUCCACGAUCUCAACACGCAAAGAGAGUCUUUCGCCAAAGCCGAUGAGGAACUGCAAAACCAGCAAUUACAGUACGCCCAGAAAGUACAGGAGCUUUCCGAAAAACAAAUGAAACUUGCAAUGGGUGAACUGCCCGAGAAUGCCAAGGACAUGUCCACGGGUCAAAGCGGAUUCUCGCGUGAUAAUGAUCACGUUGCAAGAUUCGUCGACGAAAGCGUAACAAACUCCCGGCUAGGAAACCAAGUCGACGAUGAGAAUAAGCAGGAGUCUGAUGUCUUUGACAAGGACGUGCCCACUGUAGGAUCUCAAACGGAAGUUGAUGAAGAAGAUGGAAGAACCAAUGACGAUCUAAGCACUGCUCAGGCUCUUGCGGACAGAUUCGACGGUGAUUUGAAUGAAUAUGGCAUUCCACGGACCGAGUCACUCACUUCCUCUGUUUUAAAUAACCCUCCACAAUCCGUUUGCGAAUAUCCUGAGGCGGACUUGAAUCCUGCCACGACCGGUGCGGCUCCUGACCUUUCCGCCCCCUUGAGAGAUCAGACACUAAAGUCCGAAGAUGCAGAAAAGACGAUGCCAGGCGGCUGGGCUGAUGCUCAAGGUGACGAAAGUUUGGAACACGAAAUUGUGGGAAAACCAGAACAUGUGUCAACCGAUCAACACUCGGAGGUAGAGACCAUAAACAAAACCACCGAUGAUGGUAAUGGAGAUUCUACCAAGACUACCGAAGCAACUAUUGAUGAGGAGUUCCCACCAAUUCAGGAGGUGGACAUUGAGGAAAGUGACAGCUCAGACGAGGAAAGCAACUUCCAGGAUUCGAGGGAAGUGAGCAAGGAAGGGGAAGGUUUGAUAAGAAGUGAAAAAGGCGUAGAGCAAGAUUUGCAUGGCAAAAAAGAAGCGCUUCCUGCUGCUCCUGCGGAUGUUUCGACAGUGCUAGGUGUCCAAAGUAAAGAUGUUGGUUUUGAUGACGAAUUCGAUGGCUUGGAGCAAGCAGCUCCUGAAGAGGACGAAGCUGGCGCUAACGAGUCAAAUGAAAAUGACUUUCAAGAAGAAUUCGAACAGAUAGAGCACAAAGAUCUGGACGAAGAGCUAAACCAGGGAGGAUUUACGGGUGCUCCACUUCAAGAGACUCAAGCUACCAGUACAGACGCAACAGCGGUUGGUGCAGAUGAGUGGGCUGAGAUUUUUGCCGGGUUCGGAAAUGCCAAGCAGAGUCCCGCACCUGCGGCCAGUACUAAAGAGGCCGCUACUAUCCAGCAACCUGUAGCUAAGAAACCCACCACGAGCAGCAACACGCGCGCUCCUAUCAAUCGCGGAAUCGCAACAACUCCAAAGUCCCUGGCUGUAGAGGAACUUGCAAGCAUGGGGUUUUCAACAGAAGAGGCCACCAAGGCCCUCGAACAGAACGAUUGGGAUCUUGGUACAGCUACAAACUAUCUGCUGGACAGCUCUUAG